Molecule: messenger RNA, 2078 nt
Organism: Owenia fusiformis
Lineage: Eukaryota; Metazoa; Annelida; Polychaeta; Sabellida; Oweniidae
Source: the annotation of a GenBank genome assembly
AAAUUAUUCACUCCGAAAGAUAUUCAAAAUGGCGGCCUCCAUCAAAAUGAAAAAUUCACACAUCUUUAGAGUUUUUCAGAAAUAUCUCAACAAAAGCCGAUUAAAUGUGUGUAGAUCGAGAUCAACAUCUACGGCUUUGGCUCAGGAAAACCAGGAAGAUGUUGAAUAUCCUCCCAUAAAGCCGAGGUAUCCCCCUGGAAGCUGGGGAACUAUGGAUCCCAAGGAAUGUUGGAAAUGGCACGAGAAAAAAGAAGAACUCAUGAAAUAUAACACUAUAUGGCGAAGGUUACUAGUGCUUAGUGAUGAAUUGAAGUACCAUUGUAAAAUUAACAUACCUGAUCACACUCCUAGGACAUUGCCAUUUUUCCAAGAUGUUACAAAGACUGUUGUAGUUGAUGGGCUGCCUGAGGUUUAUCAAGAAAUUCAGUUUGAUGAGCAGUGUGAAAAACUAGCACCCUUAGUUAUCGAUGCUAUCCUCACUUCACAUGAAAAUGAGUCUCGGGAUUUAGCAAGAAGUCAGAAUUUUCCGAAAAACUCAGAUUUCCAAAACACCUAUCAACAACAAAGGCUAAUAAAUAUUCUGAAUCGCAUAUUACCCGUGCUAUCGCUAAGUGCAGAACAUCUCCUCAAGAGCCAAAUUAGUGAGGGUGCGAAAGUUCAGUCCUACUGGGAACGUGGGGGGUUUCCACCAUCAAGGGCAGAUCACUCAAUGGGCCAGACUGGAUAUAAAAAAGAUGUUCUACGCUGCUAUUCAAAAUCUGUCUUAAAUGUGUUGUUGAGAACAGAAAAUCCAUUGCCCCUGUUUGUAAAUAAAGAUGACCCGCUUUGUGAAGCAGAAUUACCUGAAUGGCCAUGUGGCCCAAGACCAGCUGGGAUUCAAGUCAAGAAGAACAGGAUCAGAUAUCUAGCAGGAUAUAAGACCAUAGAUCCUUAUUACACUGGAGCACCAUGUGAGUUUGGUCAUACUGGAUUCCUCACGACCACAAAGCUGGACAAAAUGGCUGUUGCUUUUCCUGGAUUUGAGACUGAAUUUCUGAAGAAGAUGAUGGUCACUGGCUUGUUUAACUGGUGCCUGGCACAAUCCUUUAACCAAGGUUUUACGCACCUAUCAGAUGUCACGUAUCCAUUCACCUCCCAAAUGGUAGCAGCAGACGGACAAAAAUUUGCAUUUGGAUCAUACCAGCUCAAUACAAUUCAACUGUUUAAAGGACCCGGGGAAGGAAAUGAUGUAACAAAUAUCUGCUGGGUGAAAAAUUUUGAGAAUUUGUAUGAGACUGUCGAAAAUGAUGAAGUGAGAGGAUUCAAUAUGGAUACUUUACGUCAAUUGGUGAAAUUUUUAUCGCUAAAGACUGUUGAUAGGGGCGUUGAGAUGCGGCCAUAUCUGCCAAAGAUUCAACCUAAGCUCGGAGACUUCCCAUUGUAUCAUCCUUUAGAUGGACCAGAGGGCCCCCUACCAGUAGAAAAUAAAACAUUCAUAAAUGAUAAGGUCCACAAAGAAGAAAUAAUCAUAGAGGAGAAAUUUGUGGAUGAAAGAUAAGCAAUGUGUCAGUAUCAUGUAUAACAUUGUUCAUAAUCAUAGAGAAAACUGCAAUAAUUGCAAUUUUAUGGAGAAUAAAAUACAAGAGAAAAAAAGAAAAAGAGUGGAAUUUGCAUGGAAUAAAGUUCUAAAAAUAUCAUGGCAAUGAAUUCAGUCCAAUUUAUAAAAGGAAAUUAUGUAAUGAGCAUGUUUUUCAUUCCCAAGUUUUCUGCUAGUUCAAAUGAUAUUUGCAAAUGAAAUGAUAGAAUUCUAUUAAAGAAAAGGCCAAAUCUGCAUGAAAUCUGCCUGGUUUCCUAACAAUUGAUGAAUUAAUUAAUUUAAAAAGUUGUGAUAUUUCUUCAUGCUGUUAUAGAAAAACUUCUUCAUAAAGAUUCUGUAAUUUCAUGUAGAGAAAACAAGAUCACUUUUUUAUCAGUUUUGAAAAGUUGUAAUUUCUGCUGGACAUGUUAUGGAAAAAUCAAAAUUUAAUACCAAUAAGGUAGCAUUCCCGAAUUCAACUUUGGGCUGACGGAUUAACCUAUUUUUUAUGGCAAACUCAUUU